Messenger RNA from Phyllostomus hastatus (greater spear-nosed bat), 5965 nucleotides. It is a transcript of the gene GSPT1, whose product is annotated as G1 to S phase transition 1. The transcript has 15 exons. Gene Ontology annotation, molecular function: GTP binding; translation release factor activity; GTPase activity. Gene Ontology annotation, biological process: translation. The record is from RefSeq and is a predicted model, not a curated record. NCBI's taxonomy places the organism in Eukaryota, Metazoa, Chordata, Mammalia, Chiroptera, Phyllostomidae. Bases 286 to 2211 code for a protein of 641 amino acids. Gene Ontology annotation, cellular component: translation release factor complex.
AGAGGUCGGCCCGCGGCAGGCGUGGGGUUGGCGCUGAGGCGGUCGGAGGUGAUUGGGGUUGGGUGGGAGGAGAUUUGCUCGCACACACGAGGAAGGUUGAGCUGCCGCUUGAGUGCGGAGUCGGGACUGGAGCUGCCGCCGCGACCACGCCAGGGAUUUUGUCGCUAGCCCACGGCUCUUCUUCCUCGCCGCUUCCAGAGGUCAGCGCGGCCUGCUCCUUCUCGGCCGGUCGCCCCCGCCUCCAUUUCCCGCCCUCUCUCCAUCACACACACGGCCCCCCCGAUCAUGGAUCCGGGCAGUGGUGGUGGUGGCGGCGGCGGCGGCGGCGGGAGCAGCAGCGGCAGCAGUAGCAGCGACUCGGCACCCGACUGCUGGGACCAAGCGGACAUGGAAGCUCCCGGGCCAGGCCCAUGCGGCGGCCCCGGUGGUCCCUUGGCCGCAGCGGCUGCCGUGGCAGAGGCCCAGCGUGAACACCUCAGUGCGGCCUUCAGCCGGCAACUCAACGUCAACGCCAAACCCUUCGUGCCCAACGUCCACGCCGCCGAGUUCGUGCCCUCCUUCCUGCGGGGCCCGGCCCAGCCGCCGCCACUCCAGGCUGGCGCCUCCGCCAACCACCACGGAGCCGACAGCGGCGCGGGAGGCUCUUCGGCACCCGUGGAACCUUCUCAAGAGGAACAGUCAUUGUGUGAAGGUUCAAAUUCAGCUGUUAGCAUGGAACUUUCAGAACCUGUUGUAGAAAAUGGAGAGACAGAAAUGUCCCCAGAAGAAUCAUGGGAACACAAAGAAGAAAUAAGUGAAGCCGAGCCCGGGGGUGGUUCCUUGGGAGAUGGAAGGCCCCCAGAAGAAAAUGCCCAAGAAAUGAUGGAGGAGGAAGAGGAAAUACCAAAACCUAAGUCUGUGGUUGCACCACCAGGUGCUCCUAAAAAAGAACAUGUGAAUGUAGUAUUCAUUGGGCAUGUAGAUGCUGGCAAGUCAACCAUUGGAGGGCAAAUAAUGUAUUUGACUGGAAUGGUUGACAAAAGGACACUUGAGAAAUAUGAAAGAGAAGCUAAAGAAAAAAACAGAGAAACUUGGUACUUGUCUUGGGCCUUAGACACAAAUCAGGAAGAACGAGACAAGGGUAAAACAGUAGAAGUGGGUCGUGCCUAUUUUGAAACAGAAAAGAAGCAUUUCACAAUUCUUGAUGCUCCUGGCCACAAGAGUUUUGUUCCAAAUAUGAUUGGUGGUGCUUCUCAAGCUGAUUUGGCUGUACUGGUAAUCUCUGCCAGAAAAGGAGAGUUUGAAACUGGAUUUGAAAAAGGAGGACAGACAAGAGAACAUGCAAUGUUGGCAAAGACAGCAGGUGUAAAACACUUAAUUGUGCUUAUUAAUAAGAUGGAUGAUCCGACAGUGAACUGGAGCAAUGAAAGAUAUGAAGAAUGUAAAGAGAAACUAGUGCCAUUUUUGAAAAAAGUUGGCUUCAAUCCCAAAAAGGACAUUCACUUCAUGCCCUGCUCAGGACUGACUGGAGCAAAUCUUAAAGAGCAAUCAGAUCUCUGUCCUUGGUACAUUGGAUUGCCAUUUAUUCCAUAUCUGGAUAAUUUGCCAAACUUCAAUAGAUCAGUUGAUGGACCAAUCAGGCUGCCAAUUGUGGAUAAAUACAAGGAUAUGGGCACUGUGGUUCUAGGGAAGCUAGAAUCAGGAUCUAUUUGUAAAGGCCAGCAACUUGUGAUGAUGCCAAACAAGCACAACGUGGAAGUUCUUGGAAUCCUUUCUGAUGAUGUAGAAACUGAUUCUGUAGCCCCAGGUGAAAACCUCAAAAUCAGACUGAAAGGAAUUGAAGAAGAGGAGAUUCUUCCAGGAUUUAUACUUUGUGAUCCUAAUAAUCUUUGUCAUUCUGGACGCACAUUUGAUGCCCAGAUAGUGAUUAUAGAGCACAAAUCCAUCAUCUGCCCAGGUUAUAAUGCGGUGCUGCAUAUUCAUACCUGUAUUGAGGAAGUUGAAAUAACAGCCUUAAUUUGCUUGGUAGACAAAAAAUCAGGAGAAAAAAGUAAGACUCGACCCCGUUUUGUGAAACAAGAUCAAGUGUGCAUUGCUCGUCUAAGGACAGCAGGAACCAUCUGCCUUGAGACCUUUAAAGACUUCCCUCAGAUGGGCCGCUUUACCUUGAGAGAUGAGGGUAAGACCAUUGCAAUUGGAAAAGUUCUGAAACUGGUUCCAGAGAAAGACUAAGCAUUUUCUUGAUGACCCUGCACAAUACUGUGAGGAAAAUUGACUGCAAAAGCCUACUUCACACCGCCUUCUCUUAUUUUCUGCCCAUUGACAAACCUCUCCCCAUAUUUUGCAAAGACAAAAUUCAAAGCAAAAGUCCACAUUAUGUCAGCUUUCUCAUAUUGAGAGCUCUGCUAUGCCACUGUUGAAUUUUUCCCAAGAUUUUUUUCUUCCCCUCUCAAACUGCUUCCUUGGACAGGUUUGGCAAUAGCUUUGUAAGUGAUGUGGACAUAAUUGCCUACAAUAAUGAAAACCUACAGAAAUUUUUUAAUUUUUCAUUUUCCCCUUAGGCAUACAUAGUCUUUUUUUCCCCAAGGCAGAUCAUUCUGAGUGUGCGAGUGUGUGUGCACAUGUUACAAAGACAACUACCAUGUUAAUAAAAUAUUCAAUUUGAAACCCUUUUCGGUAUUUGAAUUGCUUUUGAAUAAUGUUUUUUAUCUAGAUAUAACACUGUUGCAUUAGCUUUUUAACUUUACCAAGUAAUUGAGUACAUUUUAUUACUUGGACUUUUCUAAACUCUUUCCCUAUCCACUACUUUAAAUGAGGCAUUUACAAACAAUAUUCAAGUUUGUAUUAAAGGAAAGAAUUAGUUUGAUCCUUUCUUUUUGAUGGUAAUGCAUACAUACAAUAUUAAAUGUCUUUAUGCAACUGUGACACUGCUUUAUUAGGUCUAUCAGUUAUUUUCUGCCAAUUUAUAUUUUAACAUUUCUUAAACAGUAAGUUUUAAAAUAAAAGCAUACUGUAGUUUUAUAAGUAAAGCAUAAUUGUACCCCUCCAGAAAAUUCCAUUAACAUGUUCAAUUAGUGGAAUUUACAAUAAAGAAAGCAUGUUGAGACCUGGCAAAAAUGCCUCUUUUAGAAUUUAUAAGAGUUGCAUGUAUCUAGUAUGAAAACUAUUAAUUGCAAGUGCCAGUUCUGCAAAUUACUCAGUUUAUUAUUUAUAUCACUGAUUUUUAAAGGUUGAGUGCUCCUUGCUGGUUAAAGCUAAAUCUCAUCUAGCAACUAAAUGAACACAUACUUAGGAACCUUCUAAAUCUGAACAGAUUAAAGUUAACAGUGGUAAGUAGAAUCAAGCACAAUAUAAGUUUUUCUCAACUAUUUGAAAUCGAUUGUUUUCUUAAAUAUAAAACAGAAAUUUGUUAAACUAUGCUUUGGAUGAACCACAGUGCAGCACUGUGCUGGUUUUUAGAUUGAAGGAUGACUUUCUGCAGUAACUGUUAUGACUUUGAAAUUUUUAAUGAGAAUAAAUGGGAAAUGGAAGAGAGAAUUUCUCGGUUUAUCAGAAGCUCUUCCACCCACCCGAUUUUGAGUGUUGCCAUUUGUUGAAGACUUAGUGUCUUUUACAUUUGUGAUUUAUCUCUAAAUAAGAUAAGUUUGUAACUAUUUAUUUAAUGACAUUUUUCUACCCUGUAAUCUUCCUCAGAAAAACUUAAGUCAAGCUAUAUUUCCAGUCACAAAACCUGAAAUUUAAUUUAAUUCUGUUAACUAUAGAAAUCUCAUUCUUUUCAUGACUGGGCUGUAUCUUAGAGCAAAGUUAUUGUCCUUUAGCCCUGCAGCUUCCUAUAACUAUACUCGUGGCUAUUAAAUUGCAUGAAUUUUAAUUUUAUUAUGUCUGCAAAUGUCUGGGCUUUUAUUUUUCUGGGAAAUACAGGAGUUUUAAUCAAUACACAAUAACUUUUUGUACUUUCAAGUUAAUAACAAGAUACUAGCAAUUGCUUUGAUUUUAAUGAAUAUUUAAAAGCUCAAGAGUUGUUGAAAUUACUUCCAAAGAUUUCCAUUUUUAAGUUGAACACAUUUUAAAAACCAGUUAUGCUUACUAUUAAAACAUUCACACUAAAAAUAAAAACAUUUACACUUUUAGAAUAUUAUGUGCAUGUUGCCAACACUCUUAAGUAAAACAUGGAUAUCAACUGUGAAGGGCCUACCUCUAAAAAAUGACAAAUAUAAAUGUAAUUAUGAAAAAAAUUAUGGAUUCUUGCACAUUUGUGCAAAUAAUUAUUUGAAAGAAACCUAAUUGUUAAAUUAACCAAUACCAUAUACUUUAUGGGCUUUGAUGUUUAUGGAAAGUAUUCUCACUUACAGUUGCUGAAUUUUAAACUCCUAAUUACAAUGGAUAGUUAUUUGGACGAGGAAAUGUCUGAAGUGAACUGGCAGUGUAUGGAGAUGUUGGACCUUUAAAAAGCAAUAGAUUCCUAUGCUGUCAUUCUGUCUUUUGCAAGUGCAGGUGUGUUUAAUGCAAAAAUAGGGUAUUGGUGGCAGAUAUAGGAUAUUACAGACCUAAACAUUUCUUUAUCUUUAGCAUAGCUAUGUUAGGAUAACAGUUCUCCUUGCAUCUUUUUACAUUAAUGAUGUUUAUUAUAUAAUUUUCAUGCUAGGUUAUUUAAUUAUAGUUUUUUUAAUUAACUGAAUUUAAUAGAAGAUAUUAAAAUAAAUAACUACCAUUCUAAACCCUUAUUUCUUACUGUGGGGGGUAUAUAUUUCAUGGUUUUUAUUUGCAAAAAAGACUUACCUAGUGAAAAUCUGUGUAAAAUCAAAAGAGCUAAACUGAGUAUGUGCUGCCAUGAACUUAGGUAACAAAAUAGUAAAGUUCUUGAAUAAUUAAGCCCAUGUAUAUUUCUGUUUGAAUUGAAAGUCUUGAAAUAUGUGAUAACUAAAUGUAAAAACUCUGUAAAAUUGUAAGAGUACAGGCUGUUCACUGUAACGAGGUAAUUCAUAAUUGUCUGUUAGUUACGUAAACUACAAAAACUGCUUUCACAAUAUGGGAUGGACUUUGACUGUGAUGCCCUGGAACAGUUACCAGCAUCCUCUCAGCUGAAGUGCUGCAGAUAUUUUGGGUGAUAUUUUCAACCAGAUGCAGUUUUGCAGCCCAAGAAAAAGAUGAACCUAUGGUCAAAAACUGCUUCCAUGAUGAACUUUUGAAAAAAAUCAGCUAAAGUCCCUGGCAAUCUUUAAGAACACUAUAGUUAUACUAAUUACUCCGUGAUGUGACCUUUUUUGAUGACUGUUCCACAUGACAGCACUCUAGCACCUUUCCUCAUUGGCAUGGACUUCCUCAUGGACUGCUGCUUCACGGAUGAUAGCAUCAUUGCUUUGAUAGGGAUUUAAGGUAGUCAAGGGACAAAUAGGUUCUAUUACAGCUUUUAAAAUCAGGCAACUUUCAGCCUUUAAACCCUUUGUGAAAAUUCUGGUUCCAGCACUAUAGCUCUGAUUGUAGGUUGAUUGUUAUAUUCAGUGUUGACCUACUUUAUCAGAAUAAUCUGUGCCAUUAAUCCUCUCACAGACAUAUGUAGGGUAGAUAGCAAUCAAUAGGAUGUAGGAGACAAUUUUCUGUCUCCAAAUAAUACAGCUUUUAUUUCCUCCAGCAAAUUUCUCAGUGAUUUUAGCUGAUGCCAUCUAAUACAUUUAUGAUCUUGUUUCUUUCUGUAGAGAUCUAGCCAUGGCAGCAACUUGUUAAAUAAAUGUAAUUACAUAGCACAACUCAAAAGACUAGAUUUAAAUUUAGCAGUCAGUUGGUUAUACUAGAUUUCAUAGUAAAUGGAAUAGGAAGUGUUUUUACUUUUAUGUAAUAGUUCAGUGUAUCCCAUUUGAACCAAUUUACUGCCAGAAUUCAGACAGGGUAUAUUUGGUUCAACUUGUAAUGGUUUUGGCUCUAGGAUAUUGUUUAUUUCCAAUAUCCUAGAACAUAAGUCUUCCUUCAAUAAAUACACUUUCACAUA